UCCUCGUCGGGCAUCGGAGAGGGAAUCGUUAAACUGUUCUCAAUAUUAGGGGCUAAUGUUGUGGUCACCGGAAGGAAAGCACAGGACGUUCAACGAGUGGCCAAAGAGGUCCAGGAGUUGUCACCACUAAAAUUGAAGCCAUUAGAAGUUGUGGGAGAUUUGACCAAAACUUCUGAUGUAAACAAUUUAAUCGAUUCUACGGUCAAAACGUUUGGCAAAAUCGAUGUAUUGGUCAAUAACGCCGGUAUAUAUCCGCCGACAAACAUCACUCAAACAGAUCUAUUGUCGGUUUGGGAUCAGAUAUUUGCCGUCGAUUUACGCGCUGUCGUAGAACUCAUCCACCGAUCGGUUCCACAUCUGGAGAAAACCAACGGAACUAUUAUUGAUAUCUCAAGUGUGGCAUCACUCGCACCGAUCAAAAUUGAGCUAGCUUAUGCAUCGGCCAAAGCGGGUCUGGAUAUGUUGACCAAAAUAUUAGCCCUGGAAUUGGGGCCCAAAAAUGUUCGUGUUAAUACUAUUAAUCCGGGUGCUAUACAUGUGAAAGACCCGCUGACACCCCUUGAAAUCCUGAUCGCAAAAUACACGCCAUUGGGAAGAGUGGGUCAACCCCUAGACAUCGCCCGUGCGGUCGCAUUCCUGGCCUCCACUGACGCCCAGUUUAUAACCGGCGCUAAUCUGGUGGUCGACGGCGGAUUUGAUGAGAGGAAUAGGGAUCUGAAGGAAUUCCACUAUCCUAUAGAGGACUAUAAGGCGGUCGCAAAGUCCCGGGACUUUACGGGUUCUGUGGUUGUAGUGACCGGUUCCUCGUCGGGCAUCGGAGAGGGAAUCGUUAAACUUGCCGGUCCUACUCAAGUAACUGGAAAACCAAUUCCUUUUGAAAAGUUGGCUCCAAAGGUGACGCCAUUGGGAAGAGUGGGUCAACUCCUCGACAUCGCCCGUGCGGUCGCAUUCCUGGCCUCCACUGACGCCCACUUUAUUACCGGCGCUAAUAUAGUGGUCGACGGCGGACUUGUAUAUAACGCGGACUAUCCUAUAGAGGACUACAAAGCGGUCGCAAAGUCCCGGAACUUCACGGGAAAAGUGGUUUUAGUGACCGGUUCCUCGUCGGGCAUCGGAGAGGGAAUCGUUAAACUUGUGAAUAUGAGAGAGGGAAUCGUUAAACUGUUCUCAAUAUUAGGGGCUAAUGUUGUGGUCACCGGAAGGAAAGCACAGGACGUUCAACGAGUGGCCAAAGAGGUCCAGGAGUUGUCACCACUAAAACUAAAGCCAUUAGAAGUUGUGGGAGAUUUGACCAAAACCUCUGAUGUAAACAAUUUAAUCGAUUCUACGGUCAAAACGUUUGGCAAAAUCGAUGUAUUGGUCAAUAACGCCGGUAUAUAUCAAGUGACAAAUAUCACUCAAUCAGACGUAUUGUCAGUUUGGGAUCAGAUAUUUGCCGUCGAUUUACGCGCUGUCGUAGAACUCAUUCACCGAUCGGUUCCACAUCUGGCGAAGACUAACGGAACUAUAAUUGAUAUUUCAAGUGUAGGCGGAAUCGCACCGAUCAAGUCUCAAUUAGCAUAUUCAACUGCGAAAGCAGGUCUGGAUAUGUUAACCAAAGUAUUAGCCCUGGAAUUGGGGCCCAAAGGUAUUCGUGUCAAUACUGUUAAUCCGGGUGCUAUACAUGUGAGCGAAAUUCCCAACCCGUUUGAAACGUUGGCCGCAAAAGUGACGCCAUUGGGAAGAGUGGGUCAACCCCUAGACAUCGCCCGUGCGGUCGCAUUCCUGGCCUCCACUGACGCCCACUUUAUUACCGGCGCUAAUGUUGUGGUCGACGGCGGCAUUAUUUACAACGUGGACUAUCCUAUAGAGGAUUAUAAAGCGGUCGCGAAGUCACGGGAUUUCACGGGGAAAGUGAUUCUCGUGACCGGUUCCUCGUCGGGCAUCGGAGAGGGAAUCGUUAAACUGUUCUCAAUAUUAGGGGCUAAUGUUGUGGUCACCGGAAGGAAAGCACAGGACGUUCAACGAGUGGCCAAAGAGGUCCAGGAGUUGUCACCACUAAAACUGAAGCCAUUAGAAGUUGUGGGGGAUUUGACCAAAAGCUCUGAUGUAAACAAUUUAAUCGAUUCUACGGUCAAAACGUUUGGCAAAAUAGAUGUGUUGAUCAAUAACGCCGGUAUAUAUCCGCAAACAAACAUCACUCAAUCAGAUCUGUUAUCAGUUUGGGAUCAAGUAUUUGGCGUCGAUUUACGCGCUGUCGUAGAACUCAUUCACCGAUCGGUUCCACAUUUGGAGAAGACUAACGGAACUAUUAUUGACAUAUCAAGUAUUGGCGCAAUUGCACCGGUCAAAUUUAUGCUAGCUUAUGCUCCAGCCAAAGCAGGUAUGGAUAUGUUGACUCGAAUAUUAGCCCUGGAAUUGGGACCCAAAGGAAUUCGUGUCAAUACUGUUAAGUAA
This is a messenger RNA of Medioppia subpectinata, 2436 nucleotides long. The record is from the annotation of a GenBank genome assembly. Lineage: Eukaryota; Metazoa; Arthropoda; Arachnida; Sarcoptiformes; Oppiidae.